Vanessa atalanta (red admiral) is the source of this 1305-nucleotide messenger RNA. RefSeq names its product SAC3 domain-containing protein 1. Lineage: Eukaryota; Metazoa; Arthropoda; Insecta; Lepidoptera; Nymphalidae. Gene Ontology annotation, cellular component: nucleus; spindle; centrosome. Bases 83 to 1213 code for a protein of 376 amino acids. Gene Ontology annotation, biological process: spindle assembly; centrosome duplication. The record is from RefSeq and is a predicted model, not a curated record. The transcript has 7 exons.
UAUAAACAUUACGACGUCCGGAUGUCCAGGACUUAAGAUUUAGGACAUAGUUAAAAUUUUAAAAAUAUCUAAGUUAUUUUUUAUGUAUAAAAUGUCCCAUUAUAAUAAUCAGAAUAUAACUCUAGACACAAAAUAUGAUGAUAACAAGCAGUGCAUCGUUGGAACAUGUUCAGACAUGUGUCCACGUGAAGAAGUUACUUUGCGGAAAAAAGAAAAGUUGGUGCAUGUUCUAGAAGUUACUGGUUCGGGAUACAAAUUAAUUAAAAGUUACUCCCGUUCGGCGGCCAGUGCUAAUAUGGCAGUGCCUCGUCUUUUGAGGCCAUAUCCAGUGCUCUUUGACACUAUACACUAUUUGUUGCUAAAGGUAUCAAAUAGAUCAGACGUUCCAAUGUCAGUUUUGUAUGACUUUCUAAAUGAUCGUCUAAGGGCUGUAAGGCAAGAUAUGACUAUACAAAGGCUUCCACCAGAGGAGUGCAUUGUUCUACUAGAACCUAUGAUUAGAUUUUAUGUCUACUUUGGCUAUAGGUUAUGUGAACAUCCACUGAGUGAAUAUGAUCCUGUUCUAAACAAGAAAUAUCUGUUGGAAUGUCUGAAAUGGUACUUAAGUAGUUGUGACCUUAUAGAACGGAGUAAGGUUGGAGUGACUGAUGUUGAUGAGAUCAUUGAUAAUUUAUCAUCUUUGAAUGUUAAUAGAGGGAAAGAUGGAACUCUCUCAUGUGACAGAAUAUUGGUAGAAAGCUUGUAUAUCUUAUGUAAUUUAGAUGAUAUCCACCCACUUUAUAGGUAUUUGAAUUUACCAAAAUCUAUAAAAAGAGUUUCUAUAUUAAAGCUGACCUACAACAUAGCAUUGGCUCACCAGCAUGGGAAUUACAUCAGAAUGUUGCAACUUUCUACAAGAUUAUGUCCACUAACAUUCUCAGUUCUCUGCUUGUAUCUGCCUUCAUUACAAAAAAGAGCUUUGCAAAGCCUGAGUACUGCAUUCAAUAGUAAACAUUUGACUGUGCCUGUGAGGGUGGUACAAAAGUGGCUAGCAUUCAACAGUGAGGAGGAAGUGCGUUCGGCUUGUAAAUAUUAUGGUCUGGAAGCUACUGAUGGUGUAUUCUUUAACAAGAGUAAUUUUAAACUCCAUGAAAAUAUGCUCCCACCGAAAAAAUACUAUAAAGCAAAAAUAUUAAGUUUGAAGCUUGAAGAUAUGCUAUCCUAUACUAUUUAAUGUUAAAUAUCUUAAGAAUGUAACAACUGAUCUCAUUAUUUUUUGUUAAAAGUUUAUAUCGUUUUUAAAUAAAACAAAGAAUUAUAAAGGAA